Molecule: messenger RNA, 575 nt
Organism: Bipolaris maydis ATCC 48331
Lineage: Eukaryota; Fungi; Ascomycota; Dothideomycetes; Pleosporales; Pleosporaceae
Source: RefSeq, a predicted model, not a curated record
AUGUGCAGAAAACAACGACAGCGCAAGAAGGCCAUACGCAAAAUGCAGGAGGACCAGCUGACACCGUUCGUGGGAUACCAAUAUACGGUACCAGCCGGUGCGCAAAGCAAUCCUCAAGGAGCAUUGCUACGUCCACAGGAACUCGAUAUCCAAGAGCCAUACCGUGGGCCUCAGGAAUUGCAAGGCAGUGGGAGACUGGCUCCUCUGCCUCCCCAGCAAAUUGAUGGAUACGCCGCAGCGCCGACUUUUGACGACGAUAGGCCACUCGAACUGCCUGCCGGCGCUGCAUACCACGGCACAGACGCCAAACGUGGGAUAUACAGAUGAAAAAUCGCCAUCUUCCAUUGUUCGUAAAUAUCUUGACCAAACCUCUGGACAGCAGUGUAUCAACAGUACCUUAUUUCCAACCCUGAAAGCCACACACCACCGUACAAAGCCGCAGGUCUAAAAAACAACGCCGUUGUACAGGAUACGCAGACACACCAACCGGACAUGCAAAACGUCAUGUAGAAAAAAUCCCCCGUCCAUUGACACCAAAGAACUGCUUCACAACCCGCCACGUCAACACCACCACU